Anopheles nili is the source of this 1194-nucleotide messenger RNA. RefSeq lists its product as uncharacterized. The record is from RefSeq and is a predicted model, not a curated record. NCBI's taxonomy places the organism in Eukaryota, Metazoa, Arthropoda, Insecta, Diptera, Culicidae. Bases 1 to 1194 code for a protein of 397 amino acids. The transcript has a single exon.
AUGCGUGAAAUAUUCAUCGAUCACUUUCGGCCUGAACAUUACCCGGUAGUGCAAUUGCUGGGCUAUAGUGCUCUUGCGCGUAUAAGCAUGGAUAAAAAUGGCAAUGUGCAGGGACCAGAUUGGAAAGUGUUCCAAGCGAUACUGAACCACAUGGAUUUGCGAUGGAAUUUAAGCUUAGUGGAAUAUACACCUGAUCUCUUACAACUGGAAUGGUUCAGUAAGGAGCUACAUAGAGGUAACCUGCACAUUCUAAUAGACCGCAAUAUAUGGCCCGACCAGCACCUGAUCCCUUACGUGUUGCCGGAAAUGAUCGGAGUAUGUUUGGUGAUCCCAAAGGCAAAAAAAUAUCAAAUACUGCAUCAUCUUUUGAAGCCGCUGCAACCGACAUCCUGGAUAUUGCUGCUUCUUGCUCUUGCCGUCGGAUCGUUGCUAGCAACACGAUUUUUUAAAAACGACUUGAUCUCUGCUAUCAUCUUUGGCGUAGAUUUGGACGCAUCUAAUGUUUCGCAAAUUGAGAGGAUGGUCCUGUUCAGCAGCGUGUUUGUAUUUUUCGUCCUUUCCGAGGCGUACCAGGCCAAGUUACUCGCGUUCAUGAGCUCGUUUCGUUAUCCACCGGACCCGAAAAAUGUGGAAGAGUUUCUUCAAACGGACAUCAUGUUACAGCUCGGUGAAGCAGCGGCCUCCGUAGUGUCGAUUCGAACGGCUUUCAAAGGACGAAUACAGAAUUGGACGGACUACGAGUUUAGCUUUGACGGUGGUCAGGAAUAUGGGGUGAUGUUACAGUGCCCGUUCGCCUGGGACUAUAUGCUUCGGUGGUCACGAAUACAUUACAAGCAUUACGGGUACAAUAUACGUCCAGGGGUGCAUAUUGUGCGGGAAAAAAUAAUCUCGCUGGGUGCGGCGUACACAUUCUCCGAUAAAUUUUACUUAUAUCCUCGAUUUCGAUCAUAUCUUGAGCGACUGUUUGAGAGCGGUCUGGUAGGUUACUGGGAAAUUGAGAAUGAUCGACAGCGGCAGCUGAAGCAAAAGUUUGAAUUCGUCGAAAAUGAAAUAAUCUCUUUCAGCGAUUUAAUAAUGGUAUGGAUCAUUUUGGGUAUCGGAUAUGGACUGGCCCUUGCUUUAUUUAUACUGGAGUUGAUCGUUUUUAAGGCAAAGCAAUACAUGGCGCAUUAUCAAUUCCGCCGUGCACAGUAA